Messenger RNA from Zymoseptoria tritici IPO323, 570 nucleotides. RefSeq lists its product as uncharacterized. The coding region runs from base 70 to 570 and encodes 166 amino acids. NCBI's taxonomy places the organism in Eukaryota, Fungi, Ascomycota, Dothideomycetes, Mycosphaerellales, Mycosphaerellaceae. The record is from RefSeq and is a predicted model, not a curated record. The transcript has a single exon.
UUCACAGUCCGCUUCAAUACUGCUUGAUCCUUAUACUGCCCAAUUCGCGUCUUGCGAAAUCUUGCCACGAUGCUGCGCUACUUUGGCGAAGUGCCUGAUUGGGAUCGGGCAAGGGUCGACCAAGAGAACCGCGUCCGGAAAGUCAUCGAGAGCAAUCCGAGUGAGGCAGACCAACUCGACGCCAUUGCGAAGAUACGUGGGUGGUACGAUCCUUGCAAUGAGGAGAACGCCGUCUUGAGCAAGUACAUGGCCGGCUGCCUGUCUCUGGAGGCUGCUAUCAACAUGCUGGCGGAGCCGAUCGACCACCUGUACACGACCGCCAACGACGGUCGUUUAUUCUACACAGCUGAGAUGGUCGCGAGAAGCCAGCGACACAUGUACGACACUGUAAAGGCUGAGGAGCUCUGGGGAUUGGAGCAAGACUUUCCUAUCUCGGAUGAAAUUGGGACCCCAUCCGUGGAAGGCAAGCUCUGGUGUCUGUGGUUCGCAGUCUGUCACACCGCCAGGAAGACACUGUGGGCCGACGAAGGAAAGCAAAUGAAAGCAAAUGAAACUUGUGGAUUUCGCUAG